GCAAUGAGCGUCCUGAGGUGUCGUUGAGGAAAACGGCAUCUGCAGCAGGUCGGGUCACGACAGCAGGAAACAGAGGAGUAGUGCCAACGCUACUAUGGAGCGCAUCGAAAGCAUACUCGAAGACGUCUUGCGCGGCGAAGCUGUCAACGACGAUGGAGCUGGAUGCGUCGAUUACAGCAUCCAAGACCAGCUCGCAGAAUUAGCCACCAAGGGUAUCGAGUCUCAAUGCAGCGCGGAUUUUCGACCGGUGUUGAUGAAGAAUAUCACAUACAUCGUUGGAGCGGUGGUUUUCAACGAAAAGGGCGAAGUCCUGCUCAUGCAGGAAGCCAAACAGUCCUGUGCAGGGACGUGGUAUCUCCCGGCUGGCAGGGUGGAACCAGGCGAGCAGAUAAUUGAAGCAGUGCGGCGCGAGGUCCUCGAAGAAACGGGACUGGUGUUCCAACCGCAGUCCCUGCUGUGCGUAGAGACCUCCUCGGGAUCUUGGUUCCGAUUCCAAUUCACCGGGGAGAUAUUGGGGGGAAAACUGAAAACUGUUGCGGAGGCCGACGCGGAAUCCCUUCAGGCUGCGUGGGUGUCAGACAUUUCAUCCCUAAGCCUAAGGAGUAAAGACAUUAUCAAUGUUAUCGACAAAGCCAGGCAAUACUUCUCAGAUCUCCGGAGGUCGAACUUCCCGUUGCCUGCCGUGAAGAGUCACUGCAAGAUCUAUCUCAGAGUGGUGUGCAUCAUCAAGAAGAAAAUCAAUAACCGCGUUCAUGUGCUCGUUUCGGAGAAGGGAUACGCUCAUCUGCCGAUGACAGAAAUAAACCCGAUGCGGAGCGUGCAUACGGCUCUGAAGAGAUUCAUGAACCAUGUCUUCAUAAAUGAUCCACCUCCGCACAAACCGCACGGAAUUCUUUCGUUCGAGCAUGAUGGUACGCCGAUCCACGCGAAUGACGGCUUCUGCCUGAGUAUUUUCGUCUCAUGUAAGAACUGUCUCGAAGAGGUGUCUCUGUGUCCCAGCUUCACAUGGCUCGAGAUCAGUUCAAAACUCGCACAAAAUCUGCAGAAGAAAAUCAAACCACACACCCUCGCAGCUCUGUGCAUUUGA
Messenger RNA from Galendromus occidentalis (western predatory mite), 1087 nucleotides. Its product is annotated as 8-oxo-dGDP phosphatase NUDT18. The transcript is spliced from 9 exons. NCBI's taxonomy places the organism in Eukaryota, Metazoa, Arthropoda, Arachnida, Mesostigmata, Phytoseiidae. The coding region runs from base 95 to 1087 and encodes 330 amino acids. The record is from RefSeq and is a predicted model, not a curated record. Gene Ontology annotation, molecular function: 8-oxo-dGDP phosphatase activity; 8-oxo-GDP phosphatase activity.